This is a messenger RNA of Nannizzia gypsea CBS 118893, 1056 nucleotides long. RefSeq lists its product as hypothetical. The record is from RefSeq and is a predicted model, not a curated record. The transcript is spliced from 2 exons. Lineage: Eukaryota; Fungi; Ascomycota; Eurotiomycetes; Onygenales; Arthrodermataceae. Bases 1 to 1056 code for a protein of 351 amino acids. Gene Ontology annotation, molecular function: methyltransferase activity.
AUGGCCCAAACGAGACCGCAUGGACAUAGGUCUCUUCAAGGGGAAUCUUCUGGCACUGACAUAAACAUGCCAGAAGGAGAUAUACCUGAUGCCGAUAUUGACGUUAGUUCGGACGAACAACACUCAUCUCUGGCUCCUGGAGAAGAUACUACCAACGCUGGUUCGACCAAAUCCUUGUCCGAACAUGCUUACCGGGUGGUGGAGGAAAAUGGUCGUCAAUAUUGUGACAGCACAUAUUUCAUGCCAAACGACGAACGAGAGCAGACUCGUUUGAACAUUGUUCACCAAAUGUACCUCAUCAUCCUAGAAGGCCGAUUGACAAAGUGUGCUCUCCCCCAAUCGAUAAAAAGAGUCCUCGAUGUCGGCUCCGGGCCCGGUGAUUGGGCGCUUGCCAUGGGAGACGAGUUCCCGGACGCAGAAAUAAUAGCCACUGAUAUUAGUGUUUUUGAUACCGAGUCAGUUGGCAGUUGUCCACCAAACGUAUCCUUCCAGAUAGAUGACGCUCAAGGGGAAUGGACGUUUAAUGAGCCCUUUGAUUUUAUCCAUGUCCGAGGGUUGGGUGGUGGAAUUUCUGACUGGUCCGUGUUUUAUCAGCAAGCAUAUCAGCACCUUGCCCCUGGAGGGUCCAUCCAGGUAGCGGAAUCUGCUCUUUUGACCGGUGACACACACUUGCCGAAUUCCCCCCCAGACUCGUACCUCAGCAUAUAUCUCGGAGCACUCGGCUCUGCUGCCGCGAUGGCGGGGUAUCCAAGGAAUUUUAAUCACCUUCGUUCUGCUGCUUUUGAGGCAGCUGGGUUUACUGAUAUCCGCAUAUAUGACACCAACAUCCCCGUAGGCACCUGGCCUGCAGAUCCACAGGAGAAAACCCUUGGAAAAAUGACUUUGAUUGUCUUAUUUGAAGGCCUCGAGGCUACCAGUAUGCGCCUCUUGACAAAAUUUCUCGGCUGGACCGCGGGGCAGGUUAUCGAUCUGUGUAAGAAGGUCCAAUUGGAAAUUUUGACGAGUGAAGGUAUGGGAGGACUGGUAAAGAUCGCGGUGGCCCGGAAGCCACACUAA